GUGUAGAAGUGUUUGAGUGUUCAAUGAAAACACCUAUGUAUCCUUUAUUUGUGGUAAUCAAUGAAUUGCCUCCAAAGGAACGAUUCAAAAAGCAAAAUUUAAUUCUGGCUGCAUUAUGGAUUUCUAAUGGUGAACCGAACAUGCCACUUUUCUUUCAAAAUUUUUGUUUAGAAAUGAGGAAACUUCGUGAAGGAAUGUUCAUAGACAAUAUUUUAUACAAGAUUGUAGUUCUCCAGUGUUGUGUCGAUUCAGUUUGUCGAUGUAAAAUCCAAAACAUGAAACAAUUCAACGGCUAUUUCGGAUGUAGUUUAUGUCUUCAUCCAGGAGUAGCAAUCGGUAAACAAGUUCGCUAUCCAUACCGAAAAUGCCAAAAAAGGGAUCACAGUAGUACUAAACAACAUAUGAUGAUUGCACAGGAUACCGCCAAAGAACUGUUUGGUAUAAAGGGUUUAUCUGUCUUGUUAAGUCUACCGAACUUUGACAUUGUUCGCGGAUUUGGUGUUGAUUAUAUGCAUGCUUCGCUCCUAGGAGUGACCAAACAAAUGUGGAAUCAGAUUGUGACAUGUGACCUAGGAAUCAAUCGAAACGUAGUUGAGGAAAGACUAAUCAGCAUAAGAUUUCCUAGCGUUUUCCCACGACAUCCGCGAAAACUUAACGAGGUAGCAAAAUUUAAAGCUAGUGAAUGGGAGUGCAUCGCAUUAUACUGUUUUUACCCUUGUUUUUAUGGUUUAAUACCAAAAAUCAACAUGGAACAUUUCAUGAAGUUUUCAUCGAGUUUAUUUCAAUUGCUUGAAACAAACAUUUCAGUUGAAACUCUAAAAACAUGUGAAACAACGUUAGUGGAAUUUGCUCAAGAAUUUGCACAUCUUUAUGGCACUGAUCAAGAGGUUUACAAUGUUCAUUUACAAACGCAUUUAUCAGAUGUCGUUAGGAAUCUGGAAGGCUUGUGGAAUAGUUCACUUUUUCCCUAUGAGUCUGGAAAUGGAAUGUUAUUAGAUUUAAAAACAGGUCAUAACCAUCCUGUCAUUCAAGUAACUAAGAAAUAUUGUUUAAAACGUUUUUGUCAUUAUACACCAAUGCCUAUUAACUCACCGAUCAAGAAUUGGGUGUAUAAUCUAUGGGAGCCACGAAAACUUCCUCGUUUGCGAUAUGAUUCAAGAUUUAAGUUCGUUGCAGACAGAGAAAUACUAGAUAAAGAUAUUGUUGCUACUAAUUUUUCAUAUCACAGUAAGUUUUCCUUCAAAGGAAUCAGGUAUUGCACAAAAUUAACGUGUGAAAAAUUCAAAUAUGAUGAUUCUUUCAUAUUUUUAAACAAUUGUUUCUUUCAAAUACAGAAUAUUCUAACCGAUGAGUUUGAUAACAUAUACAUUGUAGGACAGGAACUGAAUUCAGAGCGUGUUUUUAAUAAUUUAUUUUUAUACGAGUUCAGCUCCUUAUGUCGAAUCAUCAAGAUAAACAAUACAAUAAGACAAUGUGUGAACAUGACAAUAAGGCAGGUAAACGAAAUACUAAAUUUCAUCUCUAUUUGUAAGUUUCGUACUCAAGUCGACUAAAAAGUACAAAUAACUACAGAUACUAGCAGCAUAUCAAUCAAUAAUUGUAAGAGACAUACGGAAAAAUUUAAAACUUUAGGGACUAGCAUAAAUCUCCAACGGUUUUUUAAGUUUCAGAUAAAAGAGUUUGUGAUAGUAAACCUACACUCGUAAUGAAAUAAAACAAAAUUAUUGUUUUUAUUUGUCGGUAAUAUUUUUUGGUAAGAAUAAAAACUAACAUAAUUAAAUUUGAAAGAUAACCCAUAAUUAGAACUCAGUUAUUUCUUUAUAUUUUCCGUUGAUAGCAACUAUCAAAUGUGUAGCAAAUUUGUAUGUUUACCAUUCCGAUUAUUGAUAACAAGUGGAUAUCAAAAUUUGUUACCUUCUACU
Malaya genurostris is the source of this 1922-nucleotide messenger RNA. RefSeq lists its product as uncharacterized. The transcript is spliced from 2 exons. The coding region runs from base 24 to 1553 and encodes 509 amino acids. The record is from RefSeq and is a predicted model, not a curated record. NCBI's taxonomy places the organism in Eukaryota, Metazoa, Arthropoda, Insecta, Diptera, Culicidae.